Messenger RNA from Amoebophrya sp. A120, 2166 nucleotides. The record is from the annotation of a GenBank genome assembly. Lineage: Eukaryota; Dinophyceae; Syndiniales; Amoebophryaceae.
CGACAAGGCGCUGGAGCUUCAUCAGUUGACGAAAAAAUACGGCUCGGGGGUACUCGCCAACGAUCACCUGACGUUCGACGUCAACCGCGGGGAGAUUUUCGCCCUGCUGGGGCACAACGGCGCGGGCAAGUCGACUUUGAUCAACCAGAUCACGGGAAUGCUGCCCUGCUCCAGCGGCGAAGCCUACGUGGCGGGCUACAGCAUCAAGCGCGAAAUGAAGAAGGUACGGAAGGCCGUGUCGGUUUGCCCGCAGGACAACCCCUUGUACGAACAGUUCACGCUUCGGCGGCAUAUCGAAUUUUUCGCCCGGCUCAGGGGGUACACGGAUAACGGGAAAAUCACAGCGUUAACGGAGCAACACGCCGAGGGGCUGGGGAUUUCGCAGAAAUUGGACACCCUGUGCAAAGACUUGUCCGGAGGGCAGAAGCGGCGGAUGUGGGUGUUAGUCGCGCUGUUCGGGGACAUAUCAAAAUGAAAAAUGCCCCCUCCCCAUAUCAAAAUGAAAAUAUGUGAUGCGGAUUUGUGAUCGCAAGUCGCGUUGUCAUGCUAGAAGGAAAGCAGAGAUGCCGACUGUUGUGCUGCCCGGUGUUAGAAUGCCUUGCGUCUUCAGCAUGACAGGAAGUAACUGUAAGCGGAAAACAGCAUGGCAGAUUGUCUGCAAGCGAAGGCACAACUGCGUCUCUUGGCCUUCUAGCAAUAGAAUCCGAUUUAUGUACGCAAAUACAGCACGACAAGUUUCGUUUUCGAUAUGGGAAUGAGCGGGGAUUUUUCCUCUUAAUAGGACACGCCGCUGAUUCUGAUGGACGAACCCACCAGCGGCAUGGACCCGCAGGCUAUGACUUGCGCAAGCGUUACAUUCUCAAACGUUACAAUAGAAUCUGGAAUUCGUGUUGCAUGAUGAGCAUGACAGACGUGCAGACCGUUCCACUUUCUGCAAUACAAAUUUCGCCAAAUUGCAGUGGGGUUUGGGGCUCCGGAACUUGUCAUGCGCUAUCCUAUAAGACUUGGCUAGAUCGUGCAAUCUUGCAUCACAGAUUUCCAUAUUCUAUUGCAACGUUUGAGAUUGUAACACCUGAGCGGGUUAUACAGGCGCGCCGCGACUUCUGGGUGUUAUUGAAACACAUUGUGAACCAGGAAAAGCGUGCGGUCGUGUUUACCACGCACUACCUGGAGGAAGCGGACCUGCUCGCGUCGCGCAAGGUGAUCAUUGCGAACGGCCGCGUGAUGGCGUUGGGGACCAGCUCGCAGCUGAAGCACCAGUGGGGCGUGGGGUACUGGGUGAAUCUCAGUCUGCACCACGGCCACAACCCGACCUUGGCGGAGCGAAGGGACGCGCGGAAGGUGCUGGGGAAAGUGUUGAAAGAGGACGUUUUCGAGAAAACGCUCGACAGGCUCGCCGCGUUGCAGGACGAGAGGACAUCAAACAAUGCCGCUAGAAGCAGUAGACGAAGUGCUUCGAAAAGAACCCAGAUCCAAACGAAAAAUCCGAAGAUGAACGAUUUUUUCCUCUCCUACAGCAUCCCCUGGGAAAAAGUGUACUGCGUGCCUGCACUGCUAGAAAAGAUCGAGGAGGUACAAACCUACUACGGCAUCCGGGACGUAAAUGUGGAAAUGACCACGAUGGAGGAGGUUUUCCACCUUGCCGGCGAGGCCGCUGAGCGCGACAAGGAGCGCCGCGCGCUGGAGAAACGGGCGGAAGAGGAGAAAAAAAAGCGAAAAAAAAGUACUAGUACAACGAACGACAAAAAUAUUCAAAUUGCCGCCGCUGCCACCAGGUCUGGGGCCGGUGGGGCGGGCGUAGUAGAUGAGACCACUGCGUCGAAAAUGGAUGACAAAAGUGCAAGAAGAGCAUCAAUUUCUACUAGCCGGGACUCCAGCUUUCCCUCGUCGCGCGAGGACAGCUAUCCUGUGCAAAAGUAUCGCACUCGUAUUGCACUCAUGCAUCGCAAAUCUUUUCCUUCAGGGAGGUAAAUCAGCAUUUACAAAUUCUAUUUCUCAUGCUAAGGAAAUUUGUAAUGCAUUUGUACGAGUACGAUACUUUUGCACAGGAUAACAGCAUCUUCGAAGCAAAAGAGCCCUUGCUCCUCCUCACCGAAAAAGACAAAGAAAACGCCGACCUGGUGGCAUUAACGACUGAGCGAAAAAGACUCCUGGAAAACGACCGCC